This is a messenger RNA of Tricharina praecox, 1760 nucleotides long. RefSeq names its product thiolase-like protein. The record is from RefSeq and is a predicted model, not a curated record. The transcript is spliced from 3 exons. Gene Ontology annotation, molecular function: acyltransferase activity, transferring groups other than amino-acyl groups. Bases 257 to 1633 code for a protein of 458 amino acids. NCBI's taxonomy places the organism in Eukaryota, Fungi, Ascomycota, Pezizomycetes, Pezizales, Pyronemataceae.
GAUCAACGGCUACGUGGAGCGAGUGAAACUCGCUUAGAACAAUCAGCUGCAAUCGGGCUCGAAUCGAACCUCGGCCACUGCAGGCAUUCCCCACACUCUCGUUCGGCAGCGCCGGCAACAAGCGUCCCGCAGUCCGGUUCCAUCGGGAGUUAUAUAGAGCACAUAUAUCUACCAAGCUAACCCAUCUGCCACCAUUGUUCUAGCCACCUCCAUCCGUAACUCCAACGACAACCUACCAAAAAAAAACACCACAACCAUGGCUACAGCAGGAUCACCAACCUACGUCCUUGGCGUCGGCAUGACGAAAUUCAUCAAGCCACGCGGGCAGGUCGACUAUCCGGCCAUGGGCUUCGAAGCCGGCGUCAAGGCGCUCGUCGACGCGGAGCUGAACUACGACGAUGUGGACCAGGGCGUGGCGUGCUACGCGUAUGGCGACUCCACGAGCGGGCAACGGGUGUUCUACCAAUUCGGAAUGACCGGCAUCCCGAUCUACAACGUGAACAACAACUGCAGCACGGGGAGCACGGGUCUGUUCAUGGCGCGGCAAUUCUGCGCCUCCGGUCUCGCCAACGUCGUUCUCGUCGUCGGCUUUGAAAAGAUGUUUCCGGGCUCGCUGCAGACGUUCUACAAGGACCGCACCAACCCGCUAGACAAAUCCUACAAGAUGAUGCACUCCACGCGCGGCAUGGAUCCGAAGGCUCCCGGCGCCGCGCAGCUGUUCGGAAAUGCUGGCAGGGAGUAUAUGGAGAAAUAUGGAGCCACGGAUGAGGAUUUUGCGGAGAUUGCCAGGGUUAAUCAUGAACACUCCCAAAGGAACCCGUACUCCCAGUUUAGAGAUGUGUACACCAGGGAGCAGAUCAUGAAAAGCCCGAUGAUCCACAGUCCGUUGACGAAACUGCAGUGCUGCCCCACAUCCGACGGCGCUGCCGCAGCUGUGGUAGUAUCACAAUCCUUCCUGGACUCACACCCGCACCUCAAGUCCCGCGCGAUCCUGAUCGCAGGGCAAGCGAUGUCAUCUGACACGCCCGCUCUAUACAACGCCUCCGCGAUCGAGCUAGUGGGGGCAGACAUGACGCGGCGGGCGGCGGCAACGGCGCUAUCGCAAGCGUCUGUCUCCGCGUCGUCGCUGAAACUCGUCGAGCUGCACGACUGCUUCUCAGCCAACGAGCUGAUCACCCUCGACGCGCUGGGCCUGUGUGCGCCCGGAAAGGCGCACGAAAUGGUCCGCGCGGGAGAUAUCACCUACGGCGGGAAGUGCGUCGUUAAUCCGAGUGGAGGGCUCAUCUCGAAGGGACAUCCGCUGGGCGCGACGGGGCUGGCGCAGUGCGCGGAACUGGUCUGGCAUUUGAGGGGCUGGGCGGGCGAGAGGAAUGUGGAGGGCGUCGAGGCCGCCCUGCAACAUAACCUCGGACUCGGAGGCGCCGCGGUCGUCACAGUGUAUAAGCGCGGUGAUGGCAGGGGGAGCAAAAAGGUCGAGGGCGAGGCGGAGAGGGUCGGCGGCAGGGAGUAUAAUCCUGCUACGGAGGCGAGGGGAUUGCAGAAGGGCGAGGCGGAGAAGGCCGUUAGCAGGACAAUGGCGAGUAAGUAUAUGCUGGAGGAUGUAGGAUCGCCGGAGAAGGAGAGUAGGCUGUAGGCUGGUUCCGCGGGAUGGGGAGUUGUGUGCCAUAUGUAUGAUGAAUUUGAACGAUACCAGUUUUGUGCAGUCGCGAUAAUCCACUCGCUGCGCAUGUGCAGAAACUUGGGAAAAGAAUCGAGGGACU